Molecule: messenger RNA, 867 nt
Organism: Penicillium digitatum Pd1
Lineage: Eukaryota; Fungi; Ascomycota; Eurotiomycetes; Eurotiales; Aspergillaceae
Product: putative L-cystine transporter
Biological process (GO): L-cystine transport
Cellular component (GO): vacuolar membrane; fungal-type vacuole
Molecular function (GO): L-cystine transmembrane transporter activity
Source: RefSeq, a predicted model, not a curated record
AUGACUUCUCAACUAGAGAUAUUAGUCAACGCAUUAUCCCGCUGUCUAGGAUGGGCAUAUAUGCUCUGCUGGUCGGGGUCUUUCUAUCCACAGCCUAUCACCAACUGGAACCGCAAGUCCACAGUCGGUUUAUCUGUUGAUUUGUCCACUAUCAACCCUCUGGGCUUUGUCUGCUAUGCGAUUUAUACCUCUGCGUUUCUAUUCUCGCCCGUUAUUCGAUCGCAGUAUGCGGCCCGCCACCCGGCCUCGAUCGACCCCACCGUCCGGUUCAACGAUUUCGCAUUUGCCGCCCACGCGGUGGUAUUGACAGUCAUAUUGUAUACACAGUUCUGGCCUUUCAUCUGGGGGUUCCACGUUUCCCGCUCCCAAAGAGUCAGUUGGACAAUGGCAGGGAUCUUUGCGGGGUCUCUCUUGACUCCUCUGCUGGUUAUGGCGGUUGUGUUGGUGCAAAGUCCGGAUGGAGGGUAUGAUCCUUCCACUUGGGCGUGGAUUGAUGUGAUCUACUCGUUUUCAUACAUCAAACUGCUGAUCACCAUUGUGAAAUAUAUGCCUCAGGUGGCGUUGAACUACAAGCGCCAAUCUACAGUAGGAUGGAACAUUGGAACUAUCCUUCUAGAUUUGGCUGGCGGUGUACUUUCAAUGCUUCAACUGGUACUUGACUCCAGCCUUCAAAAUGACUGGAGCGGCAUCACUGGAAACCCGGUCAAGCUACUGCUGGGCAAUGUUACUAUCUUUUUUGAUGCGAUCUUCUGCAUCCAACACUACAUCUUAUACCGAGACACCCCAGAUCUGAAGAGAACACCUGGUCCGGGUGAGCAAACGCCCCUCUUGGCUGAACAAGAUGAUUCUGGGAGAGAUCAGGUGUGA